Messenger RNA from Stylophora pistillata, 2563 nucleotides. RefSeq names its product caspase-3. The record is from RefSeq and is a predicted model, not a curated record. Gene Ontology annotation, molecular function: cysteine-type endopeptidase activity. Lineage: Eukaryota; Metazoa; Cnidaria; Anthozoa; Scleractinia; Pocilloporidae. Gene Ontology annotation, biological process: proteolysis; regulation of apoptotic process.
ACGACACCUCGAAGGCACUUUGAGGGGGACACCCCGUUGGAGCAAAUGCGUUGGUUGCUUUUGGUUGAUGGGGUGUCUUUAGAAAUUCGGGAUACUCUUUCAUUUGAAAACGGUGCUUUAAUGGUCUUCGACUUCAUUAAGAGGCGCAAGAACGAUGGAAAUCCCUAACUAUGCUUACAGAUUACGAAUCAAUCAUGACAAGGUUUUAAGAGAUUUAGAGCCAGGAAAGAUUUUAAGCCUUCUUUAUCAAGCAGAGGUUUUCGACCUUGACGACAAGGAUGAAGUGAAAGCAGGGAUAACGAGGAAGAAACAAGCCGAGAUACUGUUGGAUAAAAUAGUCCGUUCGGGAUAUCAAAAUUUGGUUAAGUUUGUGAACGCUUUACAAAAUACUCAACCACAUCUUCACCGUCUGCUUCAAGAGCCUGUUCACGGAGAAGAGCAGGCAGAAGGAGAUCGCAGAAUAAAUGAUAUCACAAGACAGCUUUACACAACUUCACUGAGCACUCACCAUGAACUCCCCAACUGCAUUAACAAAGCUCUGCGUCCAAAGAUUGGCAACACUGAUAGGGGAGCCGCUUUUUGUCAACCUUCUGAUGCAUUACCACCUCAAGAUGAAGGCUUUGUGAAACCAAUAGAUUGGAAUAAAAUACCAUCUCACAUAAGGCCAGAUUCAAAGCAUGUGUACCCCAUGAUGUCAAUACCCAGAGGGAUCGCAUUGAUCAUAAACAAUGAGGUUUUCCGUCAUAGUGCUGAUAUGACGGAGAAAGAGAAACAAAAUGAAGAAUUAGAGGUUCGCCUAGGCUCUGACGCCGAUGUCCAAUCACUUGAGACAUUGUAUGAAGCUCUGGAUUUCAAAGUGAAAACUGAGAGAAAUGUGGGAAGAGAAAAGAUUUUAAAGAUCUUGGAUGAUGUGUCUCAUGAAGAUCACUCACAGUAUGAUUGCUUUGUUUUAUGGCUGAUGAGCCAUGGCCAGAAUGGAUUAUUCUAUGGAGCUGAUGGAGACACUGUCCCAAUUGAGACCGUGCGGGACUUUUUCAGCAAUGCUAACUGCCCAUCGUUGAGUGGCAAGCCUAAGCUCAUUUUCAUACAGGCUUGUAGAGGCAAAAGAAGGGAAAAAGGUGUAGCAUCUGAUGCCCCAAAUGCAACAGCUCCCCAAUCACCACAACCUUCAACAAAUGAUGAUUUGUCAGGCAAUGCCAAUGGUGAGGCUACUGACAAAGGUUUUAAUUUUCAAGUCAAGAAAACCAUUGCUGACCAUGCCGAUAUUCUAAUAGCCAAUGCAACUAUCAGUGGUUACGCAGCAUUCCGAAAUAUGGAGAAGGGAAGCCGCUUUGUACGCUGUGUUGUGGAGGUAUUUAAAGAGAUGGCUGGCUAUGAGGAAAUUCUUGGCAUGCUCACAGAGGUAAACAGAAGAGUCAGUGCAAUGGGUGAAGUUCAUGAAAAACAAGUGUCAGAACCAUCAACAACCUUGACAAAAAAGCUCUUCUUUUGGCCUGGAUUGCAACAAAUAUAGACGUUUACAAAUGUUGAGCAGUCUUGUAGACAUUUCUUGAUCCUUAAUUAAAGGAGUAUUAUGCUUUAUGAUCAUAAUCAAUCUUAUUAUGUAUCUCCAAGUGUCUUUGAGUAUGUAGUAAACUAUAUGUAUGAUACAGGUCAUAUUUCGAGAUCCCAAAGAGUGGCUAAUUCUUUUAAAAUAUUGUCUGCAGUUGUGGCACAAAUAUGCCACCAUUUUGAUUUGUGUUCCAACCUUAAUUACCUGACUGCUUUCCUGUGGCAAAAUAUUAUAAAACCAAGGAGUUAAGAAAACCAAAGAAGAACAUGGCAAAGAUUAAUAUGGAUUGCUAAUAAAGAAGCUAGACUAUUUAGGUGUAACUUUUCAGGAUAGAUAUGCCAUUAUGUGGCCUUUUGAUUAAUAGAAAAGAAAAAUUAAGUACUUAAGUGUGACUGAUACCGGUAUUUAUUGUUAUUUGAUUCUCUAGACUUUUAGUUCUUUAUGUUUAUGGCUUAAUAGAAUCAAUUCUUGUACAUUUUUAACUGAUUGUUUUUAGAAUAUACUAGGGUCGUGGAUUACAUGUAAACUAGCUGAUUGGCUAAGUGUAAAUCCCACAUUAAAUGAAAAAAUUUCAUCUUUAGUUAUCUUAUAUUAUAGCCCACCCAUUAAUUUUAGCACGAUUUCAUUGGUUACUUCACGUCACGUGGUGCAAAAUCACAGGACAGUUAUCAUGCAAUAACCCCUGUCCAUGUCGAUAUUUGUCCUCCGAUUUUUUCCGCGAAAAAGAAACAUAGUCAACACAAGAGUUUCAACUUUUCUGCUGUUCUCCUAUUUACAUGGAAGGAAGCCAAAUUCGUUUUCUUGAGUCUAGUGAUAGUGACAUUAAGGAGCUGGUCGCAAAAGCAGUUCCGGGAAGUACAAAAAAGAUUUUGAACAGUAUGUUGGAAAAUGUGAACCAAAAGUGCCAAGUUUUCGAGUAUUUGAUCUAAGGAGCGUUAUAAGAGUUAAUUUCAAAUGAUAGCUGGUCAUGUUUUGGUCCAAUCACAGUGAAAAUAAAGUUAUUUAAACCAA